CUUGCGGUUAGCAAAGGAAGACAAGCCUUGCUAUUCACCAGGACGGCCAAGCACAACCCUGAAUUUGAAACCAGUGGCUACUGGUGGGCUUUUCUGCCUUCUUCUUUUAAGUUACUCUCCUAGCCAGUCCCGUGAUUUUCCUGCCGCCCCCUGUGAUUUCUCCUGCUCCCGGCACAUCCUGGGAAGAGUACCUUUUUUUUUCUUCCACCGGAGAUGCCUGCCCAGUAUGUCCAGUAUAAGAGGAUAAAGUUUCCCUGUGGCUAUAAUUCAGUGGAAAGCCUUCAAGUAGCUGAGAAUGAGUUUCAAGUGCGAGAUGAUGAUAUCUUCAACGUCACUUACCCUAAGUCUGGGACAGUGUGGAUGAUUGAGAUUCUCAGCCUGAUUCUCAAUGAGGGUAACCCAGUCUUAAAUCAAAGUGUCCUAAAUUCCCUCCGUGCUCCCUGGUUCACCACCCAAUUAGGCCUGGAAACUGCACACGAUCUCCCAUCUCCACGUCUGCUCACUUGCCAUCUCCCUAUUCAGAUCUUCCCCAAAGCCUUUUUCCGCUCCAAAGCCAAGGUGGUAUACACACUACGAGACCCCCGAGAUGUGCUAGUGUCCUACUAUCAUUUCUCCAAGAUGUGCAUUCCCUUUGGAGAGCCCAAAUCCUUUAACCACUUCUUUGAAAGUUUUCUGAAUGGAGAAGUACUUUUUGGAUCCUGGUUUGACCACAUCACUGGCUGGCUGAAGCUGAAAGGCAAAAGUAACAUCUUCUUCAUCACCUAUGAACAGCUGCAGCAGGAUCUGCGUGGCAGUGUGGAGCAUCUCUGCCGUUUCCUAGGGAAGGAGUUGGAUGAGGCAGCCAUCACAUCUGUGGUACAAAAUGCCUCCUUUGAAGCUAUGCAGAAGAACAACAUGUGCAACUCAACCAUGCUGCCAAAAGAAGUAAUGGACCAAGAGAAGGGGACUUUUCUGAGGAAAGGCAUGUGUGGAGACUGGAAGACUCAUUUCACUGUGGCACAAUCAGAAUGCUUUAACAAAGCUUACCAGGAAAAAAUGCAGAACUUGAAAGAAAUCUUCCCUUGGCAACCAGGUGGGCUGGAAGGCAACAUAGCAAGAAGCCUUCAUUUCUGAACCCAAGGAUGCUGGAACUCAACCCUUCUUCCCCCCCCCCCCACGAAAUUAUACACUGUGACAAAAAAAGCCCCUUUCCCUAAUCUGAAACUUCUGAAGCCUUGCAGCUCUGGGCACUUACAACAGCGAGGAAGGAAAUUUGCACAUGCUCAGAGGCACACGUGUUCCUGGGAGUCAAUUGUGAAGGCACAUUAUAAUGCAGAGCACAUGGCAUGUUGCGUGGAGGCAAAUGCUGCAGUAACAUUCCUCCAGUUAAGCAAACCACAGGUCAUGGUGUGGGGAACAGUUUCUCAAUGUGCUUCUUUAAAAACAACAACAGAGGUUAUUGUGAGGCAAACAGCGAACAGCAAAUGAAAGCAAGAAUGUGCCACCCUCAGAGGAGAAAAAAGCUGGGGAGCGGAGGUUUAAAAUCUAUAUAUAUCACUGAAGACUGGAAUAGUUUAAGUCAGCCGUACAACCAUGAUUGUAUUUGGGACUCGACUGGCAGCUUUUCUAGUAUCCCAUGUGGGAAAAGGAUUCUCCUGGACGCUCAUUAAACUAAACUGAGGGGAGUACCAAUGCAUGCGGUAGAUCCCUGAAGGGAUGAACGUGGUUGGGAGUUGAGGAAAUGAUCAGAAAAGUUUUUUUCCCUACUUACUUAACGAAAAAAGCUGGAAUAAGAAAGAAAGGCUGUGGAAAAACCACGGAACAGGAGGGGCUGGCCUGUCGCUGGCAGGAAAUGAGUGGACCUGCAAAGGGAAACUGGGGUCCUGACGAGGAUGGUGGAAAGCUGAUCCAAACUAAUUAGCUGCCUUCCCUCGCUAUAUGUUUUUAAUAAAAA
Molecule: messenger RNA, 1933 nt
Organism: Pogona vitticeps (central bearded dragon)
Lineage: Eukaryota; Metazoa; Chordata; Lepidosauria; Squamata; Agamidae
Gene: SULT2A1
Product: sulfotransferase family 2A member 1
Molecular function (GO): sulfotransferase activity
Source: RefSeq, a predicted model, not a curated record